GAUGAUGCUGACGAGAGAGAGCGCGGCGCUCGUACAUUUUUAUGAGACACCACCGUCCACCGCAAUUCUGAGUCGUAGGCUAUAGAACAGGAAACGCACUGGAAAUGUAACGAUGGAUAGAUAAUCUCGAUCGUUUGGCAUUGCUAGGACAGCAAUAACGAACGACAGCGGACAGACAGCGUGCGAAAUUUGUCAAAGGUGAGACUGAGCGCAGUAAUGAUUCACGAAGGAAAUAUCCUGACUACUUAUCCUCCUCAUCUGAUGCUGAUGAUGGUGCUAUAAACGCAACCUGCGUGAUUUUCCUACUGGGCAGCAGCAGCUAAUGCUUCACUUUGUUUGAAAUUCAGCCAGCGACAGAAUGAUAGAGGAGGGCAGUAAACGAGGCAAAGCGAUGGUGGAGAAGAGACAACUCUUCAUGGAGAUGAGGGCACAAAACUUUGACGUCAUCAGGCUGUCAACCUAUAGGACGGCCUGCAAGCUAAGAUUUGUCCAGAAGAGAUGCAACCUUCACUUGGUGGAUGUGUGGAACAUGAUUGAGGCGUUCCGUGAUAGCGGUCUGAACACGCUGGACCACAACGCAGAGAUCAACGUGUCUAGACUGGAGACGAUCCUAUCCUCGAUCUAUUACCAGCUCAAUAAGCGUCUGCCCACCACACAUCAGAUCAACGUAGAGCAGUCCAUCGGCCUGCUGCUCAACUUCAUGGUGGCCACAUACGACAGUGAAGGCCACGGGAAACUGACCGUUUUCUCGAUGAAGUCCAUGUUGGCAACCAUGUGUGGAGGGAAAAUAGUGGACAAACUACGUUAUAUAUUCUCCCAGAUCUCUGACUCUAAUGGUGUGAUGGCCUUUGCUAAGUUUGACCAGUUUCUGAGGGAGGUUCUAAAGCUGCCCACAGCUGUGUUCGAGGGCCCGUCGUUUGGAUACACAGAACACUCCGUACGGACAUGCUUCCCUCAACAGAAGAAGAUCUUGCUGAACACUUUUUUGGACAUUUUGAUGGCAGAUCCUCCUCCUCAGUGCCUCGUGUGGCUACCUCUCAUGCACCGGCUCGCUAAUGUUGAAAAUGUCUUCCAUCCCGUGGAAUGUUCCUAUUGCCGGAGUGAAAGUAUGAUGGGGUUCCGUUACCGGUGCCAACAGUGCCAUGGCUACCAACUCUGUCAGAGCUGCUUCUGGCGUGGCCAUGCCAACGGUCCCCAUAGCAACCAGCAUCAAAUGAAGGAGCACUCCUCUUGGAAGUCUCCGGCUAAAAAGCUGAGCCACGCCAUCAGUAAGUCUCUGGGCUGUGUCCCCAUUGGAGAGCCACCUCAUCCAAUGUUCCCUGAGCAGUCUGAGAAACCGCAGGACACCAUGGCCCACACUGUUCAGCCGAAGCCAGUGGCCAACAAUAUGAACAACACAAUGCUCAUGUCGUCUGGGGCACCUACUCCUACUAAAAGUGUCUUGGAGAGUCCCAGCAGGCUAGACGAGGAGCAUCGUCUGAUUGCUCGCUACGCAGCGCGCCUGGCAGCUGAGGCAGGCAACUCCACAGUGAGUAGCUCCACACAAUGUCCUCCAACAGAUCUGAGUUUCAACUUUGAUGCCAACAAACAACAGAGGCAGCUAAUAGCAGAACUAGAGAACAAGAACAGAGAGAUCCUUCAGGAGAUCCAGCGACUGCGUCUGGAGCAUGAGCAGGCCUCCCAGCCCACCCCCGAGAAGGCCCAGCAAAACCCCACACUGCUGGCCGAACUCAGGCUCCUUAGGCACAGGAAGGAUGAGCUGGAGAGGCGCAUGUCAGCCCUACAGGAGAGCAGACGGGAACUGAUGGUCCAGCUCGAGGGACUGAUGAGGCUACUCAAGGAUGAGGAGCAGAAGCAGGCAACCCAGACAGGAGGCUCACCCCACUCUUCCCCCAGCCAUGGGGCAGGCUGCUCCAUGCCCAUGCCCAUCCGCUCCACCUCAGCUGGGUCCACCCCCACCCACACACCCCAGGACUGCCUGGCCGGGGUGGGGGGGGACGUGCUGGAGGCCUUCGCUCACGGUGUACCUAGAAAUCUUCGUAAUGAUCUGUUGGUCGCUGCAGAUUCAAUCACAAACACCAUGUCAUCACUCGUCAAAGAACUCCACUCAGUAGAUGAUGCUGCAGAGGAAGAGGACAACAACAUGAGGAACGGAGGCCUAAGGGACAGGGCCGAGGCAGAAUGAAAGGAGUGGAAAAGGCACAGUGAGAGAAGUAAAGCAUCGAGGGAGCAACAACCACUCCAUCUAUACCGGAUGUCAGACUGGACAUGACUGGAAAAGAGGAAUCCAAAUGAGAAUCAGUCACAACAACCAAACCCUUCUAUCAGGCAUAAGCACGUAGAGUAAUGCAUGCUGUUAUCAAACAGGAUUUCACUGUGUGAACUACUAUCAAACAUGUUUAUUACACCUUGCUGCGGAAAAAAGCAAGAUGCUUCUAUUAGCGAGUGUAUAUGUUGUUCUGUAUAAAAACUUAAAGCUGUAAUUAUUAUGUAUUGAUUGAUUCCCCUCAUCAUGACUGCAACGGUCAAAGGUCUAAAGGAGUGGCUUGCUGUGCUUUCUCUCAACCCGUAUUGUCAAUAACAGACCAUUCUGUGUGCAUACCAAAUGGCACCCUAUUCCCUAUAUCGUGCAGUACUUUUGACCAGUGCCCUAUAGGCCCUGUUCAAAAGUAGUGUACUAGAUAAGGAAUAGAGUGCCAUUUGGAACGCUGUCUCUCUAUCUGUAUAUACUGUACACAUUAUACAUGACCUUGGGAACACAGCACUGACCACGACCUGAAAGCAACCUAUUUUCAUGAUGAUGAUAUGUUCCCUAGCCUUCAUUGCUUUUGUAUCAUUAGAGACGGCUAGCUAGUAUGUUUUCAUUAGGGGUUUUGCAUGAAGUUGCACUGUCCUGAGUCUGACUGGGUGUACUGUAGGUAGGUAGGUAGGUAGGUACCAUGUUAUGCCAGCUCUUUGUGGGUUUAUCAGUGUUUCUCAACCUGUGUUCGGCGGGCCAGCACGGGUCCUAAUGAUGUUGCUGAUCGGUCCCUCAGCUAGUGAGCUGAAACUGAUUUAGUUAGUUCUCAAGUGCUAGUUUUAAUCUAAGUGGUCUUCAUUGGAGGAAGGGCUGUAGCUGGUCCUUGCAGUUCCCUGGUACAAAAAAGGUUGAGAAACGCUUGGUUCUAAUGACUGCUAGGAUCUGUAGUCCUGUAUAUUGUCAUGCCUCCGAGUUCACAUUGGUCGUGCCCCAAAUGGCACCCUAUUCCCUAUAUAGCGCACUACAUUUGACCAAGGCAUAUAGGGCUCUGGUCAAAAGUAGUACACUAUAUAGGGAAUAGGGUGUCAUUUAGGACAGCCUGAGUCACAUACUGCUGCUACUGCGUGCUCACUCUAUGUCGUGAGACACCCUUGCAAAAAUAUGAGGGCUGUUUGUUUGUUUGGUUAAAGGGAGCCUAGUAUGGGGGCUAUUGUUGUCAAUGCUAAACGUUUAAUUUCAUCAGGGAAUCGUCCCUUUGUUAUAAACAGAUUUAUUAUUCUCCUCGUUUUGUCUCAAUAAAAAAUUAACUAAGCGAGAGAAGCUAGUAAAUGCAUCUUAAAGAGCAUUAAAACUGCAUGGGCCUUCGUCCCUAAUUCACUAACUAGUCACUCAGUAGUAACAGUAUUUAUUGUCCACGUAAAGUAAAGAGACGGAGAGCAUCUCAGGACGGUAGUUUAAAUGAAUAUUAUUAUAUUGUGUGCUCUUUCGUUCAAAUAUGUUGAGUUACAACAUAUCCACCUAUACACCUGUACGUAGGUGAGGACGGGCGGUACAGAAAUCAAAGUUAUGCACAGAUAAGAGUUGAUUUGAUAGCUUUAUUUAGUUAAAAUAAAUGAGGACUGGAACAUGUUUAUGUGAGAGUUAAUAGAUAGGUGCUCAGGGACUGUAGAUGGAAUGUGGUGGUGGCUGGUUUGCAUCCCAAAUGGCACCCCAUUCCCUACAUAGUGCACUACUUUUGACCAGGGCCUAUUAGCCCUGGUCAAAAAUGGUGCACUAUAUAGGAAAUAGGAUGCCAUUUGGGACGCAUGUUCUGUGUGGUUAACGAUUAUGAGUCAGUAGCCUGGGCCCUAAUGGGCUCCAGACCUGUGUCUGUAGGGGUCAGAGACUGAUCAUAAAAGAGCCUGAAGGGUAGCAGACAGCAAACCUGUGUCUCAAUAAUCUGGCUUUCUCCAAAAAUGUGCACUCAAGCACUCUUCCACACACAUUGAAAAGCAUUGAAUUGGUGUGAGCAUAGACUAAAGUAGAAUUUCCACCAUAUGUAUUAUAUCGGUUCAUUCCUUUUAAAUAAACUGAGUGUACAAAACAUUAGCGACACCUUCCUAACAUUGAGUCGCACCCCCACACACCUUUCGCCCUCAGAACAGCCUCAAUUUGUCAGGGCAUGGACUCUACAAGGUGUCGGAAGCAUUCCACAGGGAUGCUGGCCCAUGUUGUGUCAAGUUGGCUGGAAGUCAUUUGGGUGGUGGACCAUUCUUGAUACACACUGCAAACUGUUGAGCAUGAAAAAAAAACCAGCAGCGGUGAAGUUCUUGACACACUCAAACCACUGUGCCUGGCAUGUAACAGAUGUUAAUCGUACUCUCCUUGCAUUGCGUUUUGUUCAAAGAAAUCACCCCAGCCAGUGGUCCCAGUUGGGCAUCAUUUAUUAUCUGUAGUUAAAUAGGAAACAGCACAUUAGUAGUGCAGGGCUUAAUGAUGUUGAUGGCUGUCAAUGGUAAAAUCCCUUGCAUCAUAUUUUCAUACUGGGCAUUAACAAAAUACACCAAUAUAAUACAAAAUAUAAUGUGUAACUACCUGUGAUUAAGUAGGAAAUGGCAUGCUAGUUGUGUAGGACUUAAUGAUGUUGAUGGCUGUCGAUGGUUAAAUCUGUAGCAUGAAAACAACUGUGUUAGCAGUGAGUUUAUGUGACCGUAACAUCGGUGCAUGCUAGCUAACACAGAAAACAUAUACCAAAGCACAUCCCAGAAAGCCCCCCAUCCCUAACAGGUACCAUAUACCCACACAUGUAUACAUCAGAAAUGUACAGCAAACUUGUACACAUUGUAAAAUAUAAAUGGAAAACAGUAUUCAGAACGUGACCAACCCCUUACAUCACAUUUUCAUACUGGGGAGACCUGACUUUCGCGAUCUCCCCCUAUCUGCAAGAGGGGCCAAUAACAACAUUGUCAUCAGAAUUGAACCAACCAAUAAGAAUGAUUGCACAUUAAAUACACAUUUCUUUAGAGGCCAGUGGAAACAUAACCAACUCUGUUACACCUGGCACCUACUACCAUACCCCAUUCAAAGGCACUUAAAUAUUUUGUCUUGCCCAUUCACCAUCUGAAUGGCACACAUACACAAUCCAUGUAUCAGUUGUCUCAAGGCUUAAAAAUAUGUUUUUUUAACAUGUCUCCCCCCCUUCAUCUACACUGAUUGAAGUGGAUUUAACAGGUGACAUUAAUAAGGGAUUGUAGCCUUCACCUGGAUUCACCUGGUCAGUCUAUGUCAUGGACAGAGAAGGUGUUCCUAAUAUUUUGUGCACUCAGUCUACAUGUAGGGCAGUGAACAAUUGCUUACUUCAGGAGAAAGGACAUAUUAUUGGGACAUAGGGCAAGUCUAGUGUUGGCUAAGAAUGUUGAAUGACUUAGAAGAGAGAAAUAGGAGGCUAUUGCUGAAGUGCUAAUUUUGACUGAGCAUGUUGUUUUUGUGAAUUAUUGUCUGAUUUGGCAUAAGAACAGCUAUAUAGUAGCUACAGGUUUAGCGACAGAGGUGGACUGGAAAAGGAUACCGACUUACUUGAAUCAGGAGAAUAUUAGGUCCAAUAAAACACAUGUCUUCUGGUUGAUGGAACUUUCUGCUGUUCAGGAGUUCCAUGUGUCUCUGAAAACAAUCACUGACAUGGAUAACUUCAUAACAAAUGUUAGGCUUAGCAAUCUGAAACAAUAAAUGGUCAGAUAGUGAAGAGUAGGGUUUGGUUCAGUUUGGUUUGUCAUGAUGUAACAUGACAAUAACAUAUGAAGGAUAAUAAUUGGACCAGAAUGGUAAAAAGUCAAUGAUAUGGUACCAAACACUGGUUAAGCAAUGACCUGUACGGAAUUUGUACUUUGAGGACUACAUUUUGCAUUGAUAUGAUGUGUACAGUACAGACAGCCUAUCCUAUCAGCUAGGUACAAGGUCUUACCAACCUAUUACACUGUGUUGAAAAAUAGAAGAACAAAAGAGUUUCUCCUUUGUAUCCGUUGUUCUAAAUGUGAUGUUUUUCAUUUGGUUAUUCAUUUGACAUGAUGUUAUCAUUCUGGGUGUUAUUCUAGUUUGCUUGUGGAAUUGAAUCAUUGAUAAUGAUUUAUCGAAACACAUCUCAUUCAAGUGAGCACUUGUCUUGCACAUCAGUUAGUUGCCUAAAUGAUUAAGAGGUUAUUAUAUGAAACGGUGACCAAUAUACUGUAACGUACAGCACAACAUUGUAAAAUACAAAACAUAGAAGUUAUAACUAAUACAGAUUAAGUCUGAGGGUUUAACAUUUUGUUUCCUCUAUACAACAAUGUAUAUUCAAGACCUAAAGGAAAAUUGAAUUACUGAGAUAGAACCUUUGGAAAAGUGAAUAAUUGUAUUCUCUCUUCACUCCGGUCACAGAUAGGAAUGCAGUGUUAUGAUUUGAGUUUGUGCCUAGAUGUUCUGUAUAAAGUACUGUAUAAAGUACAACCCAUUCAUGCAGAUAUAAGAAUAUCAGUCAGCCUUUUAAGUAGGAGUUUUAGUCUAAGUCUGUGACCAUGUGGAAAAAGUUUAUUUAUGUAUUGUUGUUCAGGAGGGAAGGUAGUACACUUUUAUUCAGCCUUUACAUUUGUGCCAAAAUGUUUGCAGACUUUGUGUGUCAUCAUACAGAUAUAUCUACAUUCUAUAUGUUGUUGUUGUUGAUGUCCAAAUUUUGUCAUGAUAUAAUCGAGACCGCCCACAUUUACAUGGUCUUCCUUAAUUAAAAUGUAGAAUCGUUACAAGUUCUAGAGCUAUCAACAGUUCUAGAACCAUCAACCGUUCUAGAGCUACCCACCGUUCUGGAGCUACCAAACAGUUCUAGAGCUACCAACCAUUCUAGAGCUACCAACAGUUCCAGAGUUAUCCACCAUUCUAGAGCUAUCAACAGUUCUAGAACCACCAACCAACCAUUCUAUAGCUACCCCAAAUUCCUGAGCUACCAAGAGUUCUUAAGCUACCAAGAGUUCUAGAGUGAUCUUCUAGCCAACAGAGGCAAUAGACAGGUACAUACAGCACUUUGUGAUCAUGUUUUUUUGCAUAGAGAAAAUGUGCAAGAUGACGAACCACAAGCUUCCCUAAAUGUUAUUUAUCUAUCUCUGUGUUAUGUACUGUUAUGCUUCUGGUAUGCAUUUGUUUCUCAUGUUCAUUUUUAAAACAUGGUUUUAUGUCACAUGACCACUGUCUUUUGUAAAUAAAAUGAAUAAAUUGUGAAAUAUAUUAAAAGAUUGAAACGCUUGA
Oncorhynchus kisutch (coho salmon) is the source of this 7489-nucleotide messenger RNA. It is a transcript of the gene dtnbb, whose product is annotated as dystrobrevin, beta b. The record is from RefSeq and is a predicted model, not a curated record. Lineage: Eukaryota; Metazoa; Chordata; Actinopteri; Salmoniformes; Salmonidae. Bases 359 to 2185 code for a protein of 608 amino acids. Gene Ontology annotation, biological process: synaptic signaling. Gene Ontology annotation, molecular function: zinc ion binding. Gene Ontology annotation, cellular component: plasma membrane; synapse. The transcript has 21 exons.